GCGAUGCCAGUGUAAAUGCCAGGGCGAUGUCCCGACGCAAGCAGGGGAACCCGCAGCACCUGUCCCAGAGAGAAAUCACAGCCGAGGUUGAGCAUCACGAUGGAGGCCUGCUCUCGGACUGCCUCCCCCCUCACCCUCUCAUGCUCCCACCUCACCCGUUGGAUCCCAGUCUGGGCCACGCCCUCCCCCCCGGCCUGCACGCCGACCACGACCUGCUGACAUGCGGCCAGUGUCAGCUGAGCCUGCCGCUGGGCGACAUCCUCCUCUUCAUCGAGCACAAGAAGAAGCAGUGCACGUCGCCGCUGCUGCCCAACGGCUGCUACGACAAGAUGAACGAGCGAGGAGGAGGGAGCCCCGCCCACCACAUGAUCCAUCACCACGCUCAGAGGGCGGAGCUUAGGAAGGUAGUGCAGCCCGUGGAGAUCGGCAUCCAGGUGACACCUGAGGAGGAGGAGGAGGAAGGUGGAAGACGAGGACGAGGACGAGAGGGAGGGGAAAGGAGAGAGAGGACGCCCAUCAAAGGAAUCUGCCCCAAACAGGAAAACCACACACUGACAGGCGGCAGGAAUGAGCCUUCCAGCUACACCUGCACCACCUGCAAGCAGCCGUUCCCGAGUGCCUGGUUCCUGCUGCAGCACGUUCAGAACACCCACGGCAUCAGGAUCUACCUGGAGUCCAACCCCUCCAGCGCCGCCCUCACACCCCGCAUCUCCAUGCCUCCCCCCAUGGGCAACGACUCCAUCCCGCAGUCCCCCCUCACCAACUUCCUGGGAGACAACAACCCCUUCCACCUCCUGAGGAUGACGGGCCCUCUGCUCCGGGAGCCACCCCCAGGCUUUGUGGAGAACCGCCUCCCCAACACGCCUCCGUUCAUUAGUCCGCCUCCCCGCCACCACCUGGAUCCCCACAGACUGGAACGCCUGAGUGCAGAGGAAAUGGGCUUGAUCUCCCAGCACCCCAGUGCCUUUGAGCGGGUGAUGCGUCUGACGCCCAUGGCCAUGGAGUCCCAGUCUAUGGACUUCUCUCGGAGGCUCCGAGAGCUGGCAGGGAACAACAACAGCACCACGCCCCCCCUGUCACCCAGCAGGGCCAACCCUAUGCAUCGACUACUAAACCCCAACCCCUUCCAACCGGGGCCAAAAUCACCUUUUCUGAGCACGCCCCCCCUACCGCCAAUGCCCCCAAACAGCACCACCCCUCCCCAGAACCAGAACAAGGUCAAGUCCUGUGAGUUCUGUGGAAAGACCUUCAAGUUUCAAAGCAACCUGGUGGUCCACCGUCGCAGCCAUACAGGAGAAAAACCAUACAAGUGCCAGCUGUGUGACCACGCCUGCUCUCAGGCCAGCAAGCUGAAGAGACACAUGAAGACCCACAUGCACAAAGCUGGAUCUUUGACGGGACGCUCAGACGAUGGACUAUCCACCACCAGCUCUCCAGAGCCGGGCACCAGCGAUGUCACAGGGGAGGGCAUGAAGAACCGUGAUGGGGACUUCCAGGGGGAAGGCAAUGAGGAGGAAGAGGAGGAGGAGGAGGAAGAAGAGUUGGAGAACGAGAGUAGACCAGAAUCAAACUUCAGCAUGGAGUCUGAGUUCUACAGGAACCGGGAGAACGGCUCCAAACCGCCCUCAGACGACAAAUCCUCUUUCUCCUUAGACAAGAUGGUGGACAAUGGAGGACUCAACUCCAUACAGCAGUACAAUAACCUGAUCGUUGACAAUCGUAAAAGGAUGCCCUUCUCCAAGAGGUGCUCCGACAUCCCGCGGGACACUGGGGACGAGGACUUGGUGGCUGGGGAGAUGGACCACCAGCGGGAAGAGAGGACAACCAUUAACGGCCGGAACUGUGGGUCCGGUGACUCUUUCUCAGGCCUAUUCCCCCGUAAGCCCACCCCCAUCACCAGCCCCAGCCUGUCCAACUCCUCCAAUAAGAGGAUCAAGAUUGAGAAGGACUUGGACAUCCCACAGGCCCCCCACAUCCCCUCUGAGAACGUCUACUCCCAGUGGUUGGUGGGCUACGCCGCCUCGCGCCACUUCAUCAAAGACCCUUUCCUUGGCUUCACUGACUCCAGACAAUCGCCCUUUGCCACUUCUUCCGAGCACUCGUCCGAGAACGGCAGCCUACGGUUCUCCACACCUCCGGGUGACCUCCUGGAUGGCGGCCUCUCGGGCAGAAGUGGCACCGCCAGCGGGGGCAGCACGCCUCACCUGAGCGGAGGUUCCGGCCGACCCGGCUCCAAGGACAGCAGGAGGUGUGACACGUGUGAGUAUUGUGGCAAGGUGUUCAAGAACUGUAGCAACCUGACAGUGCACCGGCGCAGCCACACCGGAGAGCGCCCCUACAAGUGCGAGCUGUGCAACUACGCCUGCGCCCAGAGCUCAAAGCUCACGCGCCACAUGAAGACACAUGGGCAGAUGGGGAAAGAGGUGUACCGCUGUGACAUUUGUCAAAUGCCCUUCAGCGUGUACAGCACUCUGGAGAAACACAUGAAAAAGUGGCACGGAGAACAUUUGAUGACCAACGAGGUCAAAAUCGAACAAGCAGAGAGAACCUCAGACUCCACACACUGACUAAAAAAUGAACAACACGGGGUAGCUGGAUACUCUUUUUUCUGAAACGUUCAUUUCUUUUUUCAUUUGUGUUUUUAAAAAAAACUGCCAACUGAGAACAAAAAAAGUGGAAACACCAUCCGAACGCCGAGUGAAGCUGUCUUACUGCCUCAUUUGGAGCUCUUUUUAAACAAUCAGUCAGUUGAGUUGAACAUGUGUGGAGCCUUUAACUGUGCAAUAAUUUCUGUAUUUAUUGGAUUUUGUAUUUUGGCAUGUGCAGGUACAUUUUUAUUUUAAGGCAUUUUUAAAAAAGAAAGUUCUUUCAUUUUGAUUUUGCAUUACUCUAUUUUUUAAAAAACCCACACGAUAUCCUGAGAGUUUUGUAGAAGACAAACGUCCAUUUGAAGUCUUGAAUCUUUUUUUUUUUUGGCCGCUGCUUGUAGGAAAUGUACAGUAAGCUAAACGUGUGACUUGUUGAAGAGAAGCUGAGUUCAAUCUUCAGUCUGACGGUGGCGUUAACUGAGAAUGAUAGAAUUAGAUUUGUUUUUUGUGUGUGAUGACGAAACGCGGACAACAAUCCUUUGGCACUGUAGCAUGAACGAAUUUUUAAAACAUGUCAAUAUAAUUGGAUAUGUAGCACUGAGUGUCAGAUGUGACAGUAAAUGCGAAACAAAGAGGAUCCCAAGGUGCAUUAGCCCCGCCUCCUCCUGAAAACGUCACAACCAGCCUGAAAAACAAACAAACAUGUUCCACAUAAGGCAGCUGCUGCUGGUACAAAGUACCGCAUCCCAACAACGCUACCACACACACCCUCUACACAUCCAAACACACACACACACACUUAAACACUCUGCAUGAGGCCAUACAAUCAGGACCAGGGGGGUCAGUCCCAGCCCUGCAGGAGCUCUUCAGAGUUAGUCAAGGGCCACACCUGUAAACCUUGGACUUGUGAGACGUUUUGUCUCUGAUCUGCAGCAGCAACCCUUCUGUAAUAAAAAACACAGGAAGCUAAACAGACCGCUCUGCUUUGAUAACAUUCUGUUUGGUCUGAAGAUACCCCAGGUGUGGCUUUUUACCUGCUCCUGAGAAAUACACCUCCAGGGCUCUGACCCCCCCCCCCCCCCCCCCCCCCUCGAGGAACUGAAGUCAAACACCCCUCAUUUUGUUCAUUUUAUGGAUUUAAAGUCACAUUAGCAUGAAGCCAGAACAGACAUCUCAGGUCGAGCUUCUUUAUUUCCUCUUUCUCCUCCAGCGUUUACAUCUCCUCAUGUGUCGGAGUUUAUCAAAGGACAUGCACUCUUUUAUAAACAUGAAUCAGAAAAGGUUAAAUAUGAAACCACGUCUUCAGAUUUUUAUCAUUAGAAUGUAUUAAACGUGACCUUUUCCUGAUGCAUCUCUGCGCUCGGUAAUACAAUCAGGCAAAGGUGGAGAAAUACAUUAAGGUUUCGUUAUUGAUUCUAAAGUUAAAUCAUCGGAUGAGGGAAGUCACCUGUGCAGAAAAAAUAGAACUCUGCAGGUUGAAACAAACUGAAACAAACUUCAGAUCAGUGACUGCGUUCUUGUUUUUAAAGAUGCAGUUCAGCUCUACUUUAAAAAGGUCUACUGUGCAGACAAAGACUAUAAAAUCAAAAAAUGGCUGACCAAGUAACCACAUCCAUCAGCUGUGAUUACCCUAAGAGGAAAUGAUUUAGUUUGAGAUUAGUUUGUAAGAGUUACAUAUGUAACUACAGUUCUAUGAAUUCUGGAUGACUGUCACAGCUCUCUGUCACGACGAGAAGAUUCUGCCGGGAUGUCUCUCAUGAUGACGCAGGCUAUUUAAACAACGUCAUGAGUCAUCCCAGGUCACACAUGACAUUUGUUGAUAUUAAAUAUUCGACCUGAGUGUUCUUGUGACAGAUAGUAUCCAGUGUUAUGAACUGACUCUGGUGCAGACGUUUCUAUUUUAAAUUCGACAAAGAUUGUAAAGAUGCAACAAGAAGAAGAGCUCAGCAAAAUGUUUAAGAACUACAAAAACAAGAGGGAAGAAGAGAAACUGCUGCACACACUGAGAUGCUUCAGCUCACAGUGUGCAGAGAUUGAUUAUAAGACAAGAGGCAUCACUCCGACUUUUAUCUGAAAUAUCUGAAAUAUCUCAAAACUCCAUCCUCCCUCAUCCCGGUGCUUUUAAUGUUACAUCUGAUGUCUCCAAACAUCAGACCUGCACUUUAUGAUUUAUCCAUACAACACCCCCCCCUUACACACACACACACACACACACACACACACACACACACACACACACACACACACAGAGGGUGUAGAUCUUGGGAUCUCCUGACGCUGAAGUGCUCAGGGUUGUUAGGCGAGGCUCUCCCAAUGCUGGCACUAUAAAAAUACAAAUUAAAAAUAAUAAUUAUGAUAUGAAUAUUUAUUUGGGACAGUUUUGUACUGCCGUUCAAUUAGACAUGAGUGUGCCUUGAAUAAUGAUCUUCCUAUUUAUUGUCUCAGACAAAUGCAACACUUUUUAUGACGCAUCAGAUUUAAAAAAUAAAAAUAAAAAUGUAAAACUAUCGUAUUCUGACAUUUCAACAGAAUGGUUUCAAUUAAUGCUGAGUUUAGGUUUAGGAGCAGCCAGCACAAUCUCAAUGUGUCUGUGUGUGUGUGUAUAUAUAUGUAUGCAUAUGUACAUAUAAAGGCACAAACCUAUUUAUAGAUAAACUUUAUGAGAAUCCUCCCUCAGAAGGAGCCGAGUCAGUCCCAAAACGCAGAGGACGAAGAGCCACACAAAAUGUCCCCGAAGAGACACAAAUCAGGAAACUCAGAAAAAGGAUGUAGUGCAUUCUGUCUUUAAUAAGUUUACAGUAUUGAAACAAGUACAAGGGUAAAAUAAUAUGUGUGUGUAUGUGUGUUUGAAACAAGCAAGUAUUUUUUUCAGGUUUGCUUCUAAAGUUUCUCUGACGUGUAAAUCUUUUUCCUUUCGUUCUUUUUGGUGACGGGGUUUUAGUAUAUAUAAAUAUAUAUGAAUAUAUAUGACAUUUCUCUUGUUUACUGUAAAGUAUACCAGUAUUUGUAAUAUUGGAGAAUGCCUGGGCAUUUUACUAAACUAGAAAAAAAGGUUGUUUUUUUUAUCUUUAUUUUUUUUUUUUUUGCAGUUUUAAACUUGUGGGUCUCUGAAGCUGUUUUUUGUCACUGUAACUGUAAAAGUCUUCAGUUUUAGUAACUUUGAUUCUGCCUUGGGUGUGAUGAAAUCAAAAAUAAAACAAUUUUAAAAACGA
Labrus bergylta (ballan wrasse) is the source of this 5800-nucleotide messenger RNA. RefSeq names its product BCL11 transcription factor B a (gene bcl11ba). Gene Ontology annotation, molecular function: RNA polymerase II cis-regulatory region sequence-specific DNA binding; DNA-binding transcription factor activity. The record is from RefSeq and is a predicted model, not a curated record. Lineage: Eukaryota; Metazoa; Chordata; Actinopteri; Labriformes; Labridae. Gene Ontology annotation, cellular component: nucleus. Gene Ontology annotation, biological process: positive regulation of transcription by RNA polymerase II.